Rhodamnia argentea is the source of this 933-nucleotide messenger RNA. RefSeq names its product RING-H2 finger protein ATL67-like. The record is from RefSeq and is a predicted model, not a curated record. Bases 68 to 592 code for a protein of 174 amino acids. The transcript has a single exon. Lineage: Eukaryota; Viridiplantae; Streptophyta; Magnoliopsida; Myrtales; Myrtaceae.
GAAACCCUCUCUGCUCCCACUUCUGCACCACACUCUUCCAAUUUUCAGAAAAAAAACACAGAAGAAAAUGAACCACCCGUUACCCUCCAAUUCUUCAUUAUCAUCAUCAUCUUCUUCUUCUUCUUCUUCUUCUUCUUCGCUGUCCUCUUCCUCUUCCCCCUCCCCUUCGUUCGCCGAUCGCAUCCUCGCCCCUCUCGGCUUCGCCCUACUGGUCCUCCUCGUCGCGGUCAUCUCCUACUCCUUCGCUCGCCGCCGCCGCCGCCGCGUCGGGGCCCACUCCCACCACGGCGGCUCCCUCCCCGCCGACCCCGACGACGACGACGAUUCAGCUGGCGCCGCCGACGAGAUCCGCGCCGGGCUCAGCGAGGCCGCGAUCCUCAGCUACCCGAAGCUCCUCUACUCGAAAGCGAGGCUCCGGCGGGGGGGAUCGAGCGGGUCCUGCUGCUCGAUCUGCCUGGCGGACUACAGGGACAGCGACGUCCUGAGGCUGUUGCCGGAGUGCGAGCACUUUUUCCACCUCAAGUGCGUGGAUCCGUGGCUGAAGCUCCACUCCUCGUGCCCGAUCUGCAGGAAGUCGCUGCUCGGUUCGUGACGGCGGUUCGUUUGCUAGAAUCGGAGGUGGGUACGACUCCCGUUCGUAGGGUUUCCAGCUCAAGCGUCGCUAAUUGCAUUUGCCCUUGGGACCUUGUGGAUCAGCUCAAGCGACCCGACCAAUGGCAAUGGACGACCCGACCGGACCCGACCCAUCCAGGCAAGGGGACAAAAAAAGUUUGUGCUUUUGGAAUUUGAAUUUUCGGAAAAUAUCCCGAGAAACACGGCAUUUCGCGAUUCUAAUCUAAUGUCAGGGGACACAGAAAGUGCGCAGCUCUGAGGAUCGCGCUGUUCUUGUUAAUGGUAAUGAAAUUCACCAUGCAAAUCCAUCAAUGAAAGCAC